Molecule: messenger RNA, 1596 nt
Organism: Ctenopharyngodon idella (grass carp)
Lineage: Eukaryota; Metazoa; Chordata; Actinopteri; Cypriniformes; Xenocyprididae
Gene: tpma
Product: alpha-tropomyosin
Exons: 9
Coding region: 120-965 (281 amino acids)
Biological process (GO): actin filament organization; muscle contraction
Cellular component (GO): actin filament
Molecular function (GO): actin filament binding
Source: RefSeq, a predicted model, not a curated record
UAUUUGACAGGCUACAGCGAUACGAGCUCGCACUCCAGCUCAGCGUUCGGUUCAGCACAGACGCUCAUCGCCUCUCUCAGUCCAGUGUUUGGUGCGACCACCCAUACACUAACGCAGCCAUGGAUGCCAUUAAGAAGAAGAUGCAGAUGCUCAAGCUCGACAAGGAGAAUGCCUUGGACAGAGCAGAGCAGGCUGAGGCCGAUAAGAAGGGAGCAGAGGACAGAAGCAAACAGCUUGAGGAUGACCUGGUAGCCCUGCAGAAGAAACUGAAGGCAACUGAGGAUGAGUUGGACAAAUACUCCGAGGCCCUUAAGGAUGCUCAGGAGAAACUGGAGCUGGCUGAGAAGAAAGCUGCCGAUGCUGAGGGCGACGUCGCUUCCCUGAACAGACGUAUCCAGCUGGUUGAGGAGGAGUUGGAUCGCGCUCAGGAGCGUCUGGCCACUGCUCUGCAGAAGCUGGAGGAGGCUGAGAAGGCUGCUGAUGAGAGUGAGAGAGGCAUGAAGGUCAUUGAGAACAGGGCCCUGAAGGAUGAGGAGAAGAUGGAGCUGCAGGAGAUCCAGUUGAAGGAGGCCAAGCACAUUGCUGAGGAGGCUGAUCGCAAGUACGAGGAGGUGGCCCGUAAGCUGGUGAUUGUUGAGGGUGAGCUGGAGCGUACUGAGGAGCGUGCUGAGCUCAAUGAGGGUAAGUGCUCUGAGCUGGAGGAGGAGUUGAAAACUGUGACCAACAACAUGAAGUCUCUGGAGGCUCAGGCUGAGAAGUACUCCGCUAAGGAGGACAAAUAUGAGGAGGAGAUCAAGGUCUUGACUGACAAGCUGAAGGAGGCUGAGACUCGUGCUGAGUUUGCUGAGAGAUCAGUCGCCAAGCUUGAGAAGACCAUUGAUGAUCUGGAGGACCCCCUAUAUCAACAGCUCCAGAAAAACCGGGUCCUUUCACAUGAGCUCAGUUUAGCACUUAAUGAAUUCUAACCUGACUAUAUAAGAAAAAACAGGAUGUACACUAAAUAUUACAUUCUGUCUAUUGUUUGUGGUGCACAUAGAGUAACCUAUAAUCUGUGAUGACAGAUAAUCUAUAAUUUCAUUAUUCUGAUAUUGUUGAUACUGAAGAUCUUGUUCUUUUAUGUCAGGGCUAAAGUUAAAUAUAAAAUUUAUAGAUUUACUGUGUGCGGGUUGCAUGCACAAAACCUAAAGCUUAAAUAAAAAAAAAAUAAAAAAAAAAAAAUCAUGGCAAACUGUUUCCAUUAAAUAAUGAACAGCCUUGACCUUUCAAUGUAUUUUAUGUAGAGGGAAAAGUUUACAUAGAAAGGUGUAAGUGCCUUCUGCAUUAUAUAACUCACUUUGCAUCAUUACCAAAGGUGUGUAGUGUUGUAAGAGUAGAGUAUUUAUAGGCUAUAUGUCAGAAGUACUUCUAAAAUCAGAAAAUACUACUAGAGCAAGUAAUUUAAUAAGACACUUGUAAAACUAUCAAUCCAUGGUUAUCGCAUGUAACAUGCAUAAAUGCAAUGCACAACCCUCAGGUACACAAAUAUAAAUGUUUACAUUUUUUUUUGCAACUGCCAAAAUUAUCAUUAUACCUGAAUAAAGUAAUUGAAUCUCAAAA